GAUCUCCAUGAGUGUAGUACUACUAGUAUUAUUGAACACAACAACCUUUUGACUUAUGACUUCAAAUCUAAAAUAGCGAYCAAAAAUCUUAUUUUUCAUCAAAAAUUUCAAGGACUAGUUCCAUACAUUUGAGGCACUGCGUCCUCGUUUUUUCUUUGAUAAAAAUCAAUCUUAUCAACGUAAGACGAUUAUUACCAGCAGUUUAAAUAAAAGUGGUUCCGGAAUAGCRAAAAAUAUAUAAAUUUGAAUGAUUUCGAGGACAACUAACUGUUUAGAAAACGUGAAAAUGGCGCARUGGAGGUGAAAACGUGAGGUUGAAUUUAUCAAUUUCGUCAMCAGCGUGGUCCCACAAUUAUCAACAAAGAAYUCUAACAACUAGGGAUUAACUUUUUAUUGUGUGYAUGUUCAACACAUUGUUCUAUACUAUUCAAAUUUGGAAAACGCUUAUAAUUCUCAAAAUAUCUAUCUGGAAUCUUAUAUCAACRUAGAGUUCGCAAAGAGAUUAUCUUCCCUAGGACCWCCGUAAAGCCGUUUUUGUUUGCUGAAGUUUUAACGAGUAGCAAAGCCGAUUUUUAAAUGUCAAUUGAUGGAAAGAGCUCAUCCGAUUGGUGGAAACAAUGCUAGGCCUUGCAUGACAGAGUUGCUAACAUAUGCAAAAAUUUAAACACUUUGCUGACAACAGAGUUCCCACGAGAAAGCAGAGUCAUUCGAGUAGAGCCCUUGAGAUAUUUUAAAAGAAGGAAGCCAUUUUGAAAUGAUAGACAAUGAACAAGGCUAGCACAAGUAACGGGGACGCCAUUAUACGGGAUAUUUUCGAAUCUUGGGACACUAACAAGAGUGGAUUUAUCGAAAAAGCGGAGUUAUACAAAUGUUGCGAGGACUUACAGCUAUCAACAAAUGAAUUAGAGCAAGUUUUUAUUGAACUUGACGUGGACAAAGACGGUAAAAUYAGUUUGAAUGACUUUGGCGAGAGCUUUCAUAAGGUCUGCAGCUUAUUUCAAGUUAGUCGAGAUGCGGUUUUGAAUCAGGACAUGUCUGAAUACCAAAAGUUUGAGAAACUUUUGGAGGCGAUUGGAUUUCAGGGUUUACUAUCAGGCCAUGAGUAUGUUACGGAAUUAUUUCAUCACAUGCAUAAUGAAGCCAACUCGCCGCAAAUGCUGUCGCUAYUGGAGAGCUUUUUGUUCAGUGUUGUGAGAGACAUCAAGAAUUAUGAAUCAGAAAACCAGAAACUUGAGGAAGCUCUCAAGAGAACGUGCGAGAAACAUGCAGAGCAUAUGGAGAAUCUCAACGAAGAGAUGGAACAACAACUGUCGAAAAUGGAGAGCAGAGUUAAGAAGGAGGAACAGAGCAAAUUCGAGCGAUCCAACAUGGAUGUUAUAUGGCAAAUGGAGAAUAAAAACAAGGAGAUCCAAGCUUUACAAGCAAGAAAUCAGAAGUUGGAGUCGGUUUUGAAACGAAAAGAGCCUGAAGAGCARAAGUUAAAGGAAGAAAUCGAAGAAAGAGUUCAGGAAAUCCGAUAUUUACGAAGUCAAGUGACCGAUUCACAGACGAAUUCUGCGUUACUACGAAGCGAACUGGCACAGUUGAGAAAUGAUUACGAAGAUCAAACGCAACAGCUUCAAAAUGAAAAACGUGCUGUCAUGGARUGUGUCCAAGAGCAAGAAAGCUUGACAAGGCAGCUACAACUUUUGCACGAGGCAAACAAGAAACUACACGAUACAAAUGACGAUCUUCGAUCGGCGCUCGAGUCAAGGCGAGGUUCCGAUGCUGGGAGGAGUCCAUCGCCCAGUAAAAGAAGCUCAAUAUCGACGCUAUAUUCAGCCUCUCCUAGACAUAAGAGAAGCAAAUCAUAUCAGGAUAGUCGGUCGCCGUCGAGGUACGAGGAGGAUCGACUGGCCCACUCGUUGAGUGCCACACCCCUUCGAUCACCUCUCCAUAGUACGACUGCAAGUAGAAGAAGCUCUCUCCUACCGAUCCAACAAAGCGCUGAGAUGGACGAUCCAAUUCUCAAUGAAGACUCGCUCCUGAAUGAAAUAAGUGGUGUUAGUCGACACUCGAAUGAUGGUGAACAAACGAAAAACUUACAGACAAGUGAACCGAAAGACACCGAGUGCACCACGGAAACCSACAAAAAAACCGACAAUGCGACGAAAACCGACAACACGAACAAAACCGACAACGCGACGAAAACGGACAGAAAAUCCGACGGCUCAACGAAGAUUAAAACGAGAAAACACGAAGGAGGGUCRAAAAUGAAAAAGAAACACGAUGGUGCGACGCAAACUGACCGACGAGCAGACGACACGAUAGGUGUCGAUAAUCAUUCGGAGGAAAACGAGAACAAAAGGGAUGAUAAUUUUCCAAGAACGAAAACUGGUUCAACUCGAAUAAGUACAAAACUUGGAAAAUAUCUUGGUAAAUUCAAAACCACWUCAAAACAAGAAYUUAACUCAGAGAAAGAAACKCARGGACAAAAAAUAUCAAAAACUAGCAAAGACACACUUUCAAACGGYAAAAUACCGAAGCAACAAGAUGGACAUAGUGAAAAAAGUAGUUUACGCAAAGGCGAUACUACCAAAAGGACUAAAAACUCUUCGGUAACUUUCGCGCCAACRUCKAACAAACGRCCAUCACGUGACAGGACACCAAGGGAAUCCAAUCGACGGUCACGUGAUGUACCACGUGAUAAUCRACACACGGUACAAGACAGCGAGACAUCGGACACUGAGUGCGGAUUUACAAGACUUGACCUUACCAAACUGAGCUGUCCUGAUGGUACCGAGGAGGAAGAAGAAGACGAAGCUUACGGUACCCUCCCCUCAAGCGAACGAGACAGCAUUCGUAUGCAUUACAACAUGCUAGCCGAAACAAAUAAACGGUUGCUUCAGAGCAAUGACGAUUUGAGAAAAGCACUCGAGAUUGUGACUAAGGCGCGGGCGGCUGGUCAUUCCAAACCAAGAAACAGAGAAAAAUGCCGUAGAAAUCAAAGCUUUCACAGUGACUAUGGAUCGAUAUCUAGUCGGAGUAUCACACCUAACCAUUUACAAAAAACUGAAAAUGAUAUUGGAGAUGGCGCAGAAGAACUAUCAGGCUAUGAACCUGAAUCUGAUGGCAACAAUACCAGCACAAUGACGCUCCAAGGCCAGCACGUGGAACUUCCAGAGAAUGCCAGGAAAACCAUGGCGACACCUCGUGAACGAAUCAAGAUCGCUGGACGCGAGACUGGUGACGUCAUCUGGGAAAGUGACCAAGAAACCGAAACCGCUGACCCAAAUGAGCAAAACAGACAUCAAAUUGCUGAAAGAAAUAAUGGCGAGAGUCCUUUUGCCAGAAAUAGCCUCUUAAGAAAGCCAGUGAGGCAUAAGAGUUUAGAUGCAUUAGCCUCUGAAAUGGAAAGCAAGGCAAAGAAAGCCGACCGCUCGACAUGGCCGGAUAUCGCGAGGUCGGGGAAAUGGACCAGCAUGGAACAAAUGCGCAAGAAGAACGACUUUGCGGGGGCUAGGUCCAAGUCGCUGCCAACUUCGCGGUGUCAGAGCUCAGAGAGCUUGAAUUUCGAAACWGGUGCUGGUUUAAUGGAGCUCUCAGAGAAGCUCAACGCGCUGAAGUCAAGUCAGAAUGAUCUUAGGGCAGAGGAAGAGGAAGAGGUCGAAGAAGAGGACAAAGAACUUACGGUUAAAGCAACCCCACGCGAGAGCAAAGAGGUCGAUUGCGAAGAAAAAGAUGAARUAUCCCCUCAUGAAGAAAGAACAUCCCCUCGAGAAAAGAUAUUGUCACCACCUAAAGAGAGACUCUCACCUCGAGAAGAGAAGUACUCGCCACAGCAAGAAAACAAUAAAGAAAAAGAAGAAGAGAGAGUUAGUAAAACCCCACCAAAUGAACUCAAAACUAUUGAGGACUAUGAAGAGUCACCGUCCAAGUCUACGAACACUGAAAGUCCUGAGCUUAAGUCUUUAGCCAUCCAAUGUCCCUCGGGACGUGGAACACCAACAGAAGACGAAAGGAAAGCACGAAGACAAUCCAARAGGGACCGAAAAGGUAGAAAAUCGAGAUCUGAAGAAACGAAAGAAGAUCCCAAAUCGCGGARUGAGCCAGAAAGCAACUCGCGGAGUGAGUCAAAAAWCAACUCGCGGAGCAACUCAAGGGGUAACUCGCAGAGCAACUCUCGGACUAACUCGCGCGGUGCAUCACGGAGAUCGACGCGAACAGAAUYUCCAAGAGACAGAAGCGUUACCCCRACAGAAAUCCCGCGGGAUAGAAGACCUUCAUCCCGAAACUCGACCCGUGUAGAAACUCCUUUAAGUCGCGCACCGUCUACCAGACCCUACUCAAGAACAACUAACACAGGGACCCCAGUAGGAAAGAGCCCUCGACCUGGCUCUAUUAGUAGAAAAGGAAGCAAAGGACCAGCAGAUGUUUUAAGUCUGAUUGCAGGAGAGCGACCUGGUAAGGAUAUCAUACCUACAAACUACCGAGUUGAGGCCGAUGGAGUCGAAAAACCWCGUGUUGUUCAACAAGAAGCUUCAGAUCCAAUGACUGAUUUCCAAGGAGACCUUAACCGAAGCUUAGUAAAUGACAUCUUUGCACCUUUAAGCGAAUCCCAGAUGAAUUUAAGACUAGGAAARGCUAGACCGCCCAAGCAUGUGGGACGAGAAAAAGACGCGCAUGCUCAGGAUGAAGACUGCCAAGGGGAUUUAGACCGUAGUAUUGUCAAUGACAUAUUUGCGCCAUUGAGUCAAUCACARAGGAAUCUUAGACUUGGCAAGAACGAUGACGCGCAUGCUCAUAAUACCAGCAGAAGUCGUUUAAGACCUGGUGCUUUGGUAAAUCGGGUUAGGCAGACAGAAUCACUACCAGAUUCAGACCUUAGCAAAGUUGAACUCCUCAGCGCUGAACUUGAAGCACAGUUUAAAAGUGUCAAAGAAGAAGACGAGGAAGACAUYGACGAAGACGACGUUGAUGACGAAGAACUUGCGCAACUCGUUGCCAUGGCAAACGGUUUUACCGAUUCCGAGACGGAAACUGAGAGUGAACUAGAUGUGACAGACAGACAAUCUGCUGUUGGGGCCGAGUCGCUGUCAGAGGCGUCGACAAAUACACCUUAUUCUAAUUCGAUAUCAAUGACACAGGACAUCCAACCUGAGCGCAUGUUCAAGCUGGUUCUGGCUGGUGACGCUGCUGUUGGCAAAUCAAGCUUUAUUCUUAGACUUUGUCGAAACAAAUUCCACAGUGCACUCAAUUCAACUUUAGGUGUCGACUUCCAAAUGAAGACUUUAGUCGUYGACAACAAACAUAUCGCUCUUCAACUAUGGGAUACUGCUGGCCAAGAAAGGUUUCGAAGUAUYGCCAAAUCGUAUUUCCGCAAAGCUGACGGUGUUCUGUUGCUAUAUGACGUCACUUGUGAAACGUCAUUCUUAGACGUUCGUGAUUGGGUGGAAGCAAUCGAGGAGAGCUGUUCUAAGCCAGUUCCCAUCAUGUUGUGCGGUAAUAAAACCGACUUACGACAGGCGCAGGUUGCCGAGGGGAAAACUGUCAUAUCUGCUGAAAGUGGACAAAGAUUAGCAAAGGAAUACGGAGCGUUGUUUACGGAAACCAGUGCAAAGGAGAAUUCAAACGUAACAGAAGCAUGCAUAGAACUAGCAAGAAUGCUUCAAACAAUCGAAGAUAAUGAAAUAACCAAUCGCAACUCAGGAGGAUUACAGCUUACAGAUGCUGAUGCCAAAGAAAAGAAAAAGAGCACUUGCUGUGUAAAAUAGCUACAAAUACAAAUGCAAUCGAAUCUCCUGGAGGUGUUCAAUGGUGGAAUCAAAACGUUUCCCUAAAGUUYCUCACUCAAUUCGCUUGGGCAUUGCUAUGGUUACGUGACUAUAGUCUCUCCUAUAGUGUUGCCAUGGAUACCACACAGAUGUAUACUCAAUAUGAUCGUGGUGUAUAACUAUGGUUACUUAACAGGGUAUGAAAAAGCCUGCUGGAUCUUCACAAUUGAAAUAGCUUUUUUAUUGAGGAGGAAUGAUUGAAAAGUGAAUAUAGAGGAGGAGUGAAUUCCUAAUGUAUGCAAACAUGAUGUAGAAAUGUUUUAUAUAAAUACAGAAAUCCAAAAAGAUUUCUCUAAGAAAGCUUUUUAAAAUAUUAGAAUUCACUGCAGAUGUACAACAAUAUAUAUCAAUUUUUUUUGUAAAUAAUCCAUUUAUACAGUAUAGCAGAAGUUCACUGCUUUCUUAGUUGUUUUUUUAUCUGAGAAUUUUAGAAAAACAUUUUACUGUGGGGAAAAAUAUUGGGAAACAAGAUAUGUUUAUUGAAUGGAUGCRUCAUUUUCMUUUCUUUUCCUUCGAAUUACAAACUAAUUUAUGUACCAUGCCAUUAUCRCUUUGGUAGUCAGAUUUUUCAUGUCUCAUUUGCCACAAAAAGUGGUUGAGAACAUUUUUUGUGAAAUUUACAGCUAGUAAUAAAAUACAUAUACAUGAAAAAAUAAAUAACUGAAAUAUGAAAAAUAAGACCAGAUGAAUGAAUGAACAAAUGAAUGAAUGGAUGUUCAAGUGAAAAAAUGGACUCGGAGAUGGAUGGAUAAAUUAAAAUAUGAAUUAUUGGAUGAAUGAAUGAAUUAACAAUGAAUGAAUGGGAAGAUGCAUGAAUAGAUGGGAUAGAUGAACAAAAUGAAAAUGAAAAAAUAGAUUAAGGAGAAAAACUGUGAUAUAUGGAAAAAUUUGUAAGUUAACAAAUGAUACUUGGAUGUGGCAAGUCAGAUAUUGCAAAAUAUUGACUAUCUUAAAGUGAAAAUAUAGGUAUUUGAUGCAAUAUUAUAUCACAAUGUAUUCAAUGCACUUUAUCAUCGCAAUACAGCAAUAUAUUAGAGAGGGAAAUAGUUAAUAUGAUUGUAGAUAUAGUUAUUAUUUAUGACAAUCAAAUUUAUUUAACAAUGGACACAAAAUAAUCCUCACUUUUAUCUUUUAGUUUGAUGAGAUUUUUUCUUUUUAAUAUUUAAUCAUGCCGACUCAUGUGUAUGCAUAUUCGUAUUGUACAUGUGGAAACGGCAUAAUUUAUGACAAUAUACAAUAUACACGAUGGGGACUGAUUGGUACAUCUGUCAUCCUGGCCAUUGAUUUUAAGUUUCAAAGUUUUUUCUUUUGCAUUGGRACUUUUUUUUCUUUUGCAUCGGAUAAUGAUAAGAGGUUUCCAUGUGACCUUAUAAURCAUGUUACCAAAAUUAACAUUAUUUAUUUGAGAAUAUGGACACCUCAUUGCAAAUGACUUGAUGUAUUGUUUACAUACAGUAGUUUUUAACAUACGCAAAAUUAAGAAAUAUGAUAAUAUGCAUUUUGUUUAAAGAAUGUAAUGUUAUAGAAACAAAUAGAACAAUAAAAUAAAAUAAAAAAAAUACCAUGUCUACCAA
Molecule: messenger RNA, 7387 nt
Organism: Exaiptasia diaphana
Lineage: Eukaryota; Metazoa; Cnidaria; Anthozoa; Actiniaria; Aiptasiidae
Product: dentin sialophosphoprotein
Exons: 18
Coding region: 765-5753 (1662 amino acids)
Molecular function (GO): GTPase activity; GTP binding; calcium ion binding
Source: RefSeq, a predicted model, not a curated record